AUGAAUCCUCAUCAGCAGAACAAGGUCGACAUCAACGCUAUGUCUUCGGACGAACAGCGCCUGUUCCGCCUCUACGGCAAAAUGCCCAACAAGAAAGACCUCCUCCAGAAUAAACUGAAGGAACGCAAAUACUUCGACUCAGGCGACUACGCCCUAAGCAAAGCCGGCAAAGCCUCCGACGUAACAAGCAUCGGAUCCCGCCAUCCGGUCCCCGAAAACAUCCCCCACCUAACCGCGACCUCACCGGGAACCAACAACCCCUCCGCGGCCGGCAACGGCGGUGGCAGCAUCAGCGCCCAAGGCGGAAGCAUCAGUGCCCAGGGCGGCCAACAGAUUCCAGGAACUAUCAGUGGUCAUCCUGGUUCUGUGGGAUUCCAGAAUCGGGGCAGCCCGGCUAAGGAGGGGGGCUUUUUGCAUCGGGGUAGUAGUCUCAGUGAGGGGUCUAGUGGUCCCGGUGAUUUUGGGAAGGAUGGUGAGGAGAAGGAUGGGAGUGUUAGUCCCCCCUGUUGCGAGGGAGGGUGUUCCUAUUCAGCGGUGAGGUGGAGGGGUUGGGGGUUAGGGUUUGAAGUGAAGUUGAAUAUGGAGUGA
This is a messenger RNA of Penicillium cosmopolitanum, 588 nucleotides long. Its product is annotated as endosulfine family protein. Gene Ontology annotation, cellular component: cytoplasm. Lineage: Eukaryota; Fungi; Ascomycota; Eurotiomycetes; Eurotiales; Aspergillaceae. Bases 1 to 588 code for a protein of 195 amino acids. The transcript has 3 exons. Gene Ontology annotation, molecular function: protein phosphatase inhibitor activity. The record is from RefSeq and is a predicted model, not a curated record.